Molecule: messenger RNA, 6081 nt
Organism: Symbiodinium sp. CCMP2456
Lineage: Eukaryota; Dinophyceae; Suessiales; Symbiodiniaceae
Source: the annotation of a GenBank genome assembly
GUACUGCGGCUCGGAGGAGGAUCCGGCCGGCCCACCAUUGGCACCUGCAUGCGCCGUGGAAACGAAUUCUAUGUGACUUUCCUGGCUGCAAGCUACUGCCAGUUCCCGAUCGCUGCAAUGAGCACCGAUCAUCCUGACCAGGCGUCGCAGGCGAGCCGCAACCAGCAGAUUUUAAGCGAGCUCCGUCCCGCAAUCCUCGUCUGCGACGCGACGGUCAGACAAGAGGUUGCCGCGGUGCCUCACAUCAACUUCCAGGAGCUCCUGGCCCAAGGAAGGAGUCGACAAAGCGUGUUCUACCCAGCUCCAGCCGAUGAGACUGCAGUCCUCUGCUACCAGUACACGGGAGGCACCACAGGACAAUCGCGUUGCUGUGCCGCGACGCAUGCAAUGGCUCUGUGGGAAAUCAGCAAGUAUCCAGAGGUCGUCCGGUUGGAGAAGGGUCGAGUGUUGCAACAACACUCAGUGUACUGGAUGGCCAGCAUGGCUGGAGAAAUUGACAUCGCCCUCAGCUUUGGAUCUGCCCUGGUCUUCUGUGAGGCACGAUCGUCCGAGGACGUGGCGAAGAUCAUCAAGGAACAAGAGAUCUCCUGCGCCGGGCUGGUGCCCAGCAUCCUUGCCGAGCUGGAUCCGAGGAGCGUCCCGUCGCUCAAAGUCGUGUUCACCUGGGGAGAGGCCCUGCAGACAAGAACGGCGGUGCAGUGGGCGAAAGAGGUCCACCUCAUCGACCUCUUGAUCGCCUCGGAGUACUGGCUGACCCUCUUCGCUGAUUGGACCGAAUGGUCGCAGUCUGCAAGCAGGGUGGGCUCGCGCCCCGCCUUUCGCGCCGUCUCUGGGGCGGCCGUGCGCCUCCGACCCGAGGCAGGCUCUGAUCCGGGACAGGGGGAGUUGCUCGUGUCCGGUCGACAAGUCACGCCUGGAUACUUCAACGACCGAGAACGGCAACAACAGUGCUUCCUCGAGGGGUGGUACCGCACCAGCGACUGCCUGGAGCAGGUGUCCGGUGGCUACAAGUUCGCCGGGCGGGCGGAUGACAUGGCCAAGGUGGGUGGCGUUUGGGUGGACACGAGGCAGCUCUGCGACUCUCUGCGCGAGGUCGAAGGAGUCAGCGAGGCCUGCAUGUACAGCAAGGCGGCCUUCGUGUCUCUCACCCGCGUGGGUGCCGCGACGCUGAAGAUGUUGCGGAGGAAGCUGCCAGCUGACCACGCUCUGUUCGUGGUACCCCGGAUGCCCAGGAACGAUGUCACAGGAAAGGUCGAUCGGCGGAAGCUGGACGCCAUGACGGGCAGAGGCCUCCAGGCAGGUUUAGGCUCGAAUCCGGAGACUCUGCAUGCCGAUGCUACCAACACGCAUGAGAGGCAGGACCAGCUGACCAAAGUGUAUGAGUUCAGCAGGUGGUACUGGCUGUUGCUGCUUCUAUUGACACGUCCUGCGUUCGACCUCGUCGCCAGCACGUGGGAAGAGGACUUCUUCUUCGCUUUUCUCCAAGAUACCCUCUUGGUCCUCCUCCGCCUCUGGCUCAUGACAUACCUGUUCCUUAGCUACAUGUACCACCAGUCAGCGCUGCGUGACUACUGUCAAUACUGUCCCUUUCACUUUGUCGGCCUCUUCACCGCUGCGGCAGGAGUCCUGCCACUCCUGGUGCUGGCGAUCCUCUCCGCGGAGGGGAUGUGGUGGGCACAACAGGACUCCGAGUGGUGGGUGGCCGAAAGCACGAAGUGGAGGGACAUCCCGGUGCCGUUUCGGUUCAUUCUUCUGAUCUUCAGUGCCCCUGUCCUCUUCUUCUCUUCGGGGCGUGCCGUGGGCGGUGUUCAGCUUCCUGUACCCGAUUCUGCUCCUGGUGCGGGGCGUGAUUCUCCGGGAGGGCAUUGCUGGUCCAAGUGUUCAUCGUUUACCUGUUCUCAGUGUUGUCCCUCGGCACGAUUCACCGGGGUGUCUUCGCUUCAGUUCUGGGCGAUCAUGGCGGAAAUUGUCGGCUCUCCAACUGAAAUUGGGGAGGACGAAGACCUCGACCUCGAGGAAGUGAAGUCCGAGAAUGGGUCGAUGAAGGUAGAUGUGGACAAGGAAGCUAAUCCGUCUCGCCGAGGUGCCUCGUCAAAACGGGGGCGCAACGAUAGUGGUCAACUUGGUGGUGAAAGCCCUGGGAAGAAGAGAGAUGCAGAUAGCGAUGACUCUCCUAUCACUGCCCGGGAACUUCGUCGAAUGCUUGCUGGGCACCUGGAAUCGAUCAAAACGGGGUGGAAGGAGAUGGACGGCAAAGUCAAAGGCCUGGCCCGGGAAGUCGAGAACAACCGCGACAAGACGAAGGAGGUCGUGGGGCGGGUUCAGGCUGUUGAAGUUCGCGAAGCUACCACUUCGUCCAGGAUAUCAGCUCUGGAAAAGGGGUUGGAUGACGUCAAGAAGAACCUCGUGAGUGCCCCACCUGCCGGGGCGAAUGGACGCAACCAGGGCCAACUACCUGCUGGACCUGACCCAUGGGCGCAAUUUCUCAAAGAAAGGGGGAGACCGCCGCAACCGCACCAGCAGUUCGCUACAGUGGGGAAUGGUGACACUCUCCUGAAGAAUGAGAACCGUGGGGGUGAGCUCACGGAAGACGAUCGGAGAACUCUAAUCGUUGGAGGAUGGCACCAGGACACCAAGAAAUCUGUCAUCCUUGAAGAGAGCCUCCAGUUCCUACAGCGGGGCGAUGUCAAGGACCACCUCGACCAGAACGAGCUCUCAGUUUGGGGACCCAGAAAGAGCUUUGGGGCGUUGAAGUUCAAACCUAGGGGUGACGAAACAGAAGCCAGUGUUCGCGACAGAAUGUGGCAGGUGAUUAAAGCACUACGAGCCCAGCCCCUUGACCUUCCUUCUACGAGCAAUGGGGGCGUUCAGAAGAAACUCUGGAUACAGUUCGUCAAGACCAAGGAAGCACGCCGCCGAAGUUCUCACUGCUCACUUCUACGCCGACUUUGCCUUGAACUUGCUCGUGAACAUCGUGGAGAAGGGGAGAGCGUUCGUCCCGAAGCGCUGGUUGAGGCCAACUACGAAUGUGACUGGAGUGGUGGGACGGUGUGGUUUCAAGAGUGGAAAAUCGGCUCAGCAAGCCAUCGGAUGCCCGGCCGGGACCAAGAAACAGUGAAGCAGAUUCACAGUGGGUGGGUCGAUGUGCAAGCAAUCGCCACCUUGACCGGGACGGCAUAUACCAGCGCGCUUCAUGCGGUGGUGGAUGAUGCAUGUGGGGUGAAGCAGACCAACAUUGAAUGUACGGGUCGCAGCUUUGCCUCUUGGAAUGUUGGAGGACAGACUGUGGAUAAAGUGGACUUCGCCGCCAGGGAAUUUGAUCUUUUGGCAGUACAGGAAGUUGCCCGCAGUGACAAGCCUGGUUGGGACGAGACUAAGUCAACCUACUUUCAAUGGUUUCAUCAUCGUGAUCCAGCACAAUGGCGGGGAGUGUCGAUUGCCAUCGCCCAUGACUUGUACGACUGCGUGUUUGACAAGAUGGCCAACAGAUAUGGAGCUGCUUGGGGAGUUCGCCUGCGUGGACAUAAGCGUCUGGUCAUUGCUUCACUGCACUGUCCGACCGGGGUGACCGUGGCUGAGUAUCAAGAAGCGCUCCUGGGGUUUCAGAAAAAACUGAGAAAGUGGCAUCCCGAACUACCCGUACUGAUAGGAGUGGAUGCAAACACAGUUCUGACUUGGGUGAGUACCGAUGAUGAGAUUAUCCUCAGCCGUGGGGGUGGCAAAACUGACGCGUUCCUGGAGAUGCUGGGAGCUUGUCGACUACGCCCGGUGGCACCGCUGGAACAUCAUCGACGUCUACCAACCCAUUUUCCUCGGGAUGCUACAAGGGUGGGGCGGCACAUUGAUAUGAUUGGUCAUCGACUACUUCGUGUUGGGGAGGUGCACGUUGACAACAGUGCCAAAGAAAGCAUCAACACUGAUCAUGCUCUACUCCGCGUGUCCAUCUACCUGCCGCACAAGUUCACGAAGAAUCUCAACGACAGUCGACCUAGAUGGGUCGUUGGGGAGGAGCCUUGCAGUAUGAUUGAUUGUCUUGAGGAUGUUUACAACCUUGGCAGGACGCGCGCUCGGCCGAGACUUGGAAAGAGAUACAGCGACGACAAUGAGACACGGAAGGCCGCUGCGGAAGCCAAGGCCACUGGAGACAAACAGCAGUGGAAAGGAGUCCAUGCAAUGCGGAGAAGGAAGAAAAAAGUGUGGAAACAGGAGCAACUGGGGAGUAUACUUCGUGGCGAUUGGGGCAGGUAUCGUGACUACAAGCGGGAGAAGAACACUACGGGUUGGUGGGGAGAGCUUCUUGCCAACAACAGCAGUCAGGAGAUCGCCAACAUGACGGAGAAACACCUAACAGAAAAAAUGUGGGAUGAGCAGAACUUACAUUGGGACACUGAUCUCCAACGACGCAUCGGUGUCGUCAGGGCACGGCCUUGUACCUGUCAACCGGUCACGAUCGAAGAGAUGGGAGCUGCACUACAGGGCAUGAAGAGUCAAUCUGCUCUUGGCCCCGAUGGAGUUGGGGUGGAUUUGCUCAAAAAGCUCUACGAGGAACAACCCGAGAACCUUGCCAACAUUGUCCUCGACUGCAUCGUUCGGGACGACCAUCCUGAAGAUUGGGGAGUAUCUUACCUUGCUCUUCUAGCCAAGAUCGACAAGCCGCGGAAGGUGGGACAACUACGCCCCAUUGCCAUGUCUUCUACGUUCCAAAAGUUUGUCACCCGGGUCGUCAUGGAACGCACCUUUGCUGGAGUACGACGGCCAUGUCAGUGGGCAUCCAGUGGCAAGGGAAGACAAGUUGCCGACCUGAUUGGGGCGGUAAGUCGUUUCAGAGAUAUCUGUCGUGAAUGGAAGAUUGGAGGGGUGCUCAUCAAACUCGACGUCCAGGGGGCGUUCGACACGAUCCACCGGGGCGCUGUUGCUGACUUCCUUGAAAAACGUCUUGACAGGGAACAAUAUCCGUGUGAGCUUGCCUUUCUACUUCGCCUUCUUUAUUCCAACUGCUUGGUUGGACAAGCGCCCGGGGGAGCCAGUGUACGGGUACAAGCCAAUCGUGGUAUUCGUCAGGGCAGUCCAGAAUCGGCGGAAGUUUUCGGGAUGAUCGUACAAGAAAUCUUUGCGGACGCGCACGCCGAUCCACGCUGGAAAGUAUCACGGGGUGAACUUGCUGACCUACCACUUGAUGGGGGAUGCUACCAAGAUGACAUGCUACUGUGGACGGACGAGAUUGAAAUCGCGGAGCACAACAUUGGAGUGUUGGUUGAACGGCUAGGGUCAGUCGGACUACAGCUCGCCUAUGACAAGACUGGGGUGAUAGCAACUUCGUUCUAUGAGGGACGGACUCAUCUUGUGAUUGGAGGCAAACAAGUCCCGUUCCUUGACGCCGAUAGCUCCUUGCGAGUGCUGGGGGUCGACUUCAACCUGACGGAGAGCCCGUCGCAACAAGCCAAAGGCCUCAUGGGGAGAGUAUGGGCCGCCUGGUUUCAACAUGCAGAGCUCUUCAGGGCUGACGCCCCCUUCCACUCCAAAGUCAAGAUGAUCCGCACUCUCAUACAAGGGACGUGGCAAUGGGUAGCUGGAGCAGUGCACUGGAAUGCUGAUGACCUCGUGGCGAUCAACACUCUGCAAGUCCGCAUAUACCGUAUGGCAUUUGGACUACGUCGCUACCACAACGAGAAUUGGGUCGAUUUCAACACAAGAACGUGCCGCUGGCUGAGAUGUUGGCUUCACGCUCAACACAUCGAGCGAUGGUCCACCACAGUGCUUCGACUACAACACCAAUUGGCUGGACACUGGGGACGUCAACGAGAAGGGCAAGAACUGAGUUUGGCUGCGGCCAUGCUUCGUUGGCGAGACAUGGAAUGGUGGAGACACGAACAAGAGUGGCCGGUGCCAUUUGGUCGUCGCCAUCCGGGGCGUUUUUACGCUGACAACCUAGAGAGAAGGCUUAGUUUUGUCUUUGGCAACAAAUGGAUGCUGCACACUACGGACAGGAACAAAUGGCGUGAAGGGCUGCAGCUGUGGCUCCAACAGUUUGAUGUGCCAUGGACUAGGGGGAGACAACUUGAGAUUGAUGAUGAAGAAUGA